Phialemonium atrogriseum is the source of this 1850-nucleotide messenger RNA. RefSeq names its product cytochrome P450. Lineage: Eukaryota; Fungi; Ascomycota; Sordariomycetes; Cephalothecales; Cephalothecaceae. Gene Ontology annotation, molecular function: oxidoreductase activity, acting on paired donors, with incorporation or reduction of molecular oxygen; heme binding; iron ion binding. The record is from RefSeq and is a predicted model, not a curated record. The transcript is spliced from 4 exons. Bases 74 to 1732 code for a protein of 552 amino acids.
AUUUAAAGAAUCCCUCACCCCAAGAAUAACCAGGGAGUAACUUCCACUAAUCUACAGCAAUUCCUCGGCCACUAUGAAGUCUCCCGAGUUUAUCGACAUGGCCCAACUCACGGCCUUUGUGAGCUCCCUUUCCCAGGGGGUGAACAGCAACGCUUUGCGUCUUGGUCUUGCAGCGGCUCUUGUGCUUUUCGGGCUCUAUCUGUAUCUGGUUCCAAAUCAAAUUACCGAUUUCCGGAGGAGAAAGCUUCCGCCUGGCCCCCGCGGCUGGCCGUUCAUCGGCAAUCUCUAUGAUCUGGCCGACGGGGAACAGGUGCGUGAGAAAGUGCGGAAAUGGCACCGUCAGUAUGGCGACAUCUUCUAUACCAAGAUCGGGGCGACAGACUACAUCUGGCUUUCCUCCCCAAAGGCCGUGAAGGACUUGAUGGACAAGAAGUCGGGGGUCUACUCGUCGCGCCCUCACCUUCCCCUCGCCCAAGAUGUCGCCAGUGGAAAAUCUCGCCAGCUGUUCAUGGCAUACGGUCCAUCAUGGAGGAAUCUUCGCAAGCACAGUCACGCGCUCCUCAACCUCAACGCGUCGAAGAAGUACAUGCCGGUGCAAAACUUUGAGUCAAAGGUUGCGCUCCAAGAGCUUUUGGACCAACCCGACCAGUUCUACACCAUCAACCGCCGCUACUCGACCUCGGUCAUCAUGCUGGUUGCCUACGGGUAUCGCAUUCCGUCAUUCAAGGAUCCACUCAUCACCAAGAUUUUCAGCGUUAUGGAGAACCUUUCCGUGAUGAUGGCACCUGGAGCAUUCGCCGUGGAGACUUUUCCUGCGCUUGCAGCCCUGCCAGAGUUUUUGGUCGGGAACUGGUAUUCCUGGGGGAAGAAGGCCUUCGCUCACGACAGCAAGAUCUACCUCGAACUCUGGGAGACUCUCAAGAGGACCACCAAGGAGGGCACGGCUCGUGACUGCUUCUGUAAGGACUUUUACCUCGGCGACCCGGAGAAGAACGGCAUCGACAAUCUUCUGGCUGCGUACACGUGUGGUGGCCUGAUCGAGGCUGGCUCGGAAACGACGGCCACGACCAUCAACAACUGGAUGCUUGCCAUGACACUCUACCCAGAAGAGAUGAAGAAAGCCCAGGAGGAAGUCGAUCGCGUAGUCGGGGCCGACCGGUUGCCCGAAUGGGAUGACGAGAAGGAUCUCCCGUUCAUUCGUGCCAUGAUCAAGGAGACAUUGAGGUGGCGACCGGUGAACAAGUAUGGCAUGUAUCACUCAUCCACCGAGGACGACUGGUAUGAGGGCUACUUCAUCCCAAAGGAUUCAGUUGUGGUGCUGAACUGGUGGGCCAUUCACCGCGACCCGAGUCGCUAUCCUGAGCCAGAUGAAUUCAGGCCUUCUCGCUAUCUCGGAAAGGAUCUAUCGGCCGCUGAGUACAUCAACAUCAAUGACCCCUACGACAGAGAUCAUUUCUCUUACGGUGCAGGACGUCGAGCUUGCCCGGGUGUCCACGUUGCCGAAAAGUCGCUCUUCAUUGUCAUCUCCCGUAUCGUCUGGGGGUUCAGCAUCCGCAAGAAGCGCGCCGCCGACGGAACUGCCAUUGAGCCAAGUACAACAAUGAUGCCCGGGUUCCUCAGCGUCCCCGAGCCAUUUGAGUGCGACAUCACUUGCCGUUCUCCUGAGCGAGAGAAGCUAGUCCGAGCGGCAUUUGCAGAGGCAGAAGCAGAGGGGUUGAACUACCGGGAUUGAUUGAUGGUGUGUGGAUUUCCUUGCUGCUCUGCGAAGCUUAGAGAGCAGGAGGAGGGGCAUCAGGAGAGUCAUGUGAGACAGUAACACAGGCUUAAUUGCAAGGAAUCAACAAGCAAUG